GCUAGCUUGCUGGCACGAGCCAUGCUUCGGUGGCCUUCGUGACGUCCUCUGGAGAUGGGUUCGUUGCGCCGAAGAGCACGUCGAUAGACAGAAACGAUAGAGAAAAGAGUAGGCAAUACGGGACACCGCCAGGACCCGAGCGUUUCUGCGCAGUAAUCGCGUCCUAUUCCCGCCGCCGACGGGUCCCCAGGAUCACAAUCCUCGCGUGCUCCAGCAGUCACUCGUCAACCUCACCGCCGGCCCCCUGCACCUCCCGGCAUUAGGAGCUCUAACGCCGCGUCCACGCCUGUCGAGAAGAGAUGCGGUAUAAGUGCCCGCUGGCGCCAUGCGCCGCUAGACCUAUAAAUAUGAAGCCAAGACACUCCCCCACCUAGGAGGGAGGGAGAGCGUAAGGGACAGAGCCCUCCGGCCGAAUAGAUCCGAACAGCUUCAGCAACCAGUCCGCGCCCGCUAUUCCCCCCGGGCCUCACUUGACCCGACUUAUAAACACAGGCAUACAAACAUACCCCGACCCGCAGUCAUGCCCCCGACCUUCACCACCCCCGCGCGGCCGCUGACCUGGCUGAUCACGGGGUGCUCGUCGGGGUUCGGGCUGGCGCUCGCGCGGGUGGCGCAGGCGGGCGGGCAUACGGUGAUCGCGACGUCGCGGGAGCCGGGGCGGACGCCGGAGCUGGUGGCGGAGGUGGAGGGGCGCGGGGGGCGGUGGCUGCGGCUGGACGUGGCGGCGGGCGGGGGCGAGGGCGACGAUGCGGACCCGGAGCUGGCGGCGGCGCUCGCGCGCGCCGACGUGCUCGUCAACAACGCCGGCGCCGCCGUCUUCGCGCCCGUCGAGACCGCCACCGACGCCGAGCUGCGCGCCCACCUCGACACCAUGUACCUCGGGCCCCUGCGCCUCGUCCGCGCCGUCCUGCCCCACAUGCGCCGCCGCCGCUUCGGCGUCGUCGUCAACAUCAGCAGCGGCGCGUCGCUCGACGGCCGCGAGGCCAUGGGCGCCUACGCCGGCGCCAAGGCCGCGCUCGACGGCAUAACCCGCGUGCUCGCGAAGGAGGUAGCGCCGUUCAACAUCCGGACGCUGACCGUCGUGCUCGGCAUGUUCAACACGAACAUGGCGCGCGCGACGGGCGUGGGCGCCGCGCCGCUGCCCGCCGACUACGCCGGGUCCGUCGUCGAGCGCAUGGUCGAGUUCGCCGCGGCGCGCGGCAGCGCCGCGAUCCCCGGCCCGCCCCCGGCCGCCGGCGACAAGGACAAGGCCAUGCGCGCCGUCUACGAGGUCGUCCUCGGCCGCGGCAGCGCCGGCGCCGGCCGCGGCGACGAGACCCUCCUCCUCCUCGGCGCCGACAUGACGGCCCGCGCCGAGGGCGUGCGCGCCUACCUCGGCCGCGCCCUCGAGGCGUUCAAGGACGUGACUGGCAACGUCGGCGUCGACCCUUGA
Molecule: messenger RNA, 1432 nt
Organism: Durotheca rogersii
Lineage: Eukaryota; Fungi; Ascomycota; Sordariomycetes; Xylariales; Xylariaceae
Product: putative short-chain oxidoreductase
Exons: 2
Coding region: 521-1432 (303 amino acids)
Molecular function (GO): oxidoreductase activity
Source: RefSeq, a predicted model, not a curated record